UGAAAACAGUGUCAUUUGACAAAGAACCUCUCCGCAGAAGGAGGCCCGGCUCAUCGGCAGCUCCUGUUCGCGCCCUCCAAGGGAUGAAGAUGUCGCAGGCUCUGCUCCUGGUGGUCGCUCUGUCGGCGUUCGGACGCGUCCUCAUCCACGCCUCGUUCGACCCGAGCCUCGUUGUCGACACGGCUAAAAUAAUAUUGGACAAUUACUGCUCGCCGGAGAAGCUGGCGGGGAUGGAGGCGGCGAUUGAAGCCGCCCGGAACAACACGAGCAUCCUGAACGCCCCUGAUGGCGAAUCGAUGGCUGAAGUCCUGAGCGCCGGUGUCCAGGCCACGAUCAGGGACCCGCGCCUGAAGGUCUCCUAUGAGCCCAACCACGUCCCCGCGCCUCCCCGGAAGCUGCCUCCGCUGCCUCCGGAGCAGCUCGUCUCCGUCCUCCAAGCCUCCAUCAAGCUGGACAUCCUGGAGGGCAACGUCGGCUACCUCAGGAUCGAUCACAUCCUCGGGGAGGACGUGGCUGAGAAAGUGGGCCCUCAGCUCCUGGAGCUGGUCUGGAACAAAGUCCUGCCCACCUCAGCGCUGGUCUUCGACCUGCGCCACACCACCAGCGGGGACGUCACGGGAAUCGCCUACAUCGUGUCCUAUUUCUCCAAAGCGGAGCCCCUGAUCCACAUUGACAGCGUGUACGACAGGCCGUCCAACACCACCACCGAGCUGUUCACGCUGCCCACGCUGCUCGGAGAGCGCUACGGCCCCGACAAGCCCCUCGUCGUCCUCACGGGCGGCUCCACCAGGGGCGUCGCCGAGGACGUGGCCUACUGCCUCCAGAAGCUCAAGAGGGCCACCGUCGUGGGGGAGAGGACGGCCGGGGGUUCGCUGAAAGUCGACAAAAUCCGAGUGGGCGACACCGCCUUCUACGUCACCGUGCCGACGGCGAGGUCCAUCAAUCCGGUCACCGGCUCCACGUGGGAGGUGACGGGCGUGACCCCGGACGUGGAGGUCACGGAGGAGGACGCGCUCGCCGCCGCGCUCAAGGUCGUGGACCUCCGGAGCCGGGUCCCGGCGGUGGUCGAGGGCGCGGCGGCCCUGGUUGCCGACAACUACGCCUUCGAAGAGGUCGGAGCGGACGUCGCAGAGAAGCUGCGGGAGCGGCUGGCGAACGGCGAGUACGGCUCGGUUCUGUCCGUGGAGAGUCUGGAGGCCAAGUUGUCUGAGGACCUGAAAAAGCUGUCUGGGGACAAAGGGCUGAAAACCACCAGCAACACUCCACCUCUGCCACCGAUGAACUACUCCCUGGAGACGUACAUCCAGCUGAUCAAGGUGUCCUUCCACACCGACGUCCUGGAGAACAACGUGGGCUACCUGCGCUUCGACAUGUUCGGGGACUUCGAGGAGGUCAAGCCCAUCGCCCAGAUCAUCGUGGAGCACGUGUGGAACAAAGUGGUCCACACUGACGCGCUGAUCAUUGACCUCAGGAACAACCUCGGAGGCCCCACGACAGCCAUCGCAGGCUUCUGCUCCUACUUCUUCGACGCCGACAAGCAGCUGGUGUUGGACAAGCUGUACGACCGGUCGUCUGGAGCCACCACGGAGCUCCAGACGCUGGCCGAGCUCACUGGGGCGAGAUACGGCUCCAAGAAGAGCCUCGUCGUCCUCACCAGCAGCGCGACCGCCGGCGCCGCCGAGGAGUUCGUGCACAUCCUGAAGAAACGCGGCCGCGCCAUGGUCGUCGGCGAGACCACCGCCGGGGCCUCCCACCCGGCCAGAACCUUCCCCGUGGGCCACACCGGCGUCUUCCUCAGCAUCCCCACCGUCCGCUCGGACACGACCGCCGGCCCGGCCUGGGAGCGGGUCGGCGUCACGCCGCACAUACCUGUAGCAGCCGCCGUCGCCCUGGAGACGGCCAAGGGCAUCCUCAGCAAGCACAUGGGAGGGCGGAAGUGAACGGGACGGUCCCUUUUGGUUUGGGAGCCCAGCGGGUUCAACAUUUAGAACCCUUAAGGAUGUAGGUUAUGUGAAAACUAUAAUCUGUUAGUAGUCGUCUCAACCUUGUAGAGCAAAGGUUCUUCAGCAUUGGAAACUGUCCUUCAAUCACAUCACAUGAUGUCAUCGUUGUCUCUGAACGACGCUGUAUGUGCAUGCCUUUAGAUGGGUUGUAUCAAUUCCAAUAGGAAGAAUCAGCGAACACAUUAAACAACAUUUGCUCAACAACCUGUGUCGGUCAGUGU
Betta splendens (Siamese fighting fish) is the source of this 2224-nucleotide messenger RNA. RefSeq names its product retinol binding protein 3 (gene rbp3). The coding region runs from base 84 to 1940 and encodes 618 amino acids. The transcript has 4 exons. Gene Ontology annotation, molecular function: retinol binding; serine-type peptidase activity. NCBI's taxonomy places the organism in Eukaryota, Metazoa, Chordata, Actinopteri, Anabantiformes, Osphronemidae. The record is from RefSeq and is a predicted model, not a curated record. Gene Ontology annotation, biological process: proteolysis.